CGCAACAAACGUACCACGCAAAGGAAAAUCAAAUCAAAUUGGAUCUCGCUUUCGAACCAGACGGUCGGUCAGUGGCAAAAGUGAGCGGAAGAAAAAAAAAAGUUUCUGGUUGUGGCGGAUUCGGGAAUCGGAACAAAACUGGGAAAUCCUCCGGUCGAGCAUCCGCGUGACCGUCGUCGUGUUAUCCCCUUGUGGUGCUGCAAUCCGAGUUUUCUCCGUGUAGUGAUUAUUCCUUUUGCUGGGGUGGAAAUUCGUUGAAAAAGGCUCACAGUCAUCGAGGAAGAGAGAGGAAAAAAAAUAUUGGCGUCUAGCAGUUUCCGAGAUUACGAUGAUCGCGAUGAACCGCCGGCGAUGAUGACGACCAUGAUGGCGACGCUGAUGGCUGGUGUGAAGUAGCAGCAGGUGAAAGAAGACUCCCAACCGGCCAAGUGGUAGUGUGUAGGACGUGAUAAGCGAUACGAUAAUUACCGCAACCGAGCAAGUGUUCAUAUCUGGAGAAGAACCGUGAAGACUGAAUGCAUUUUUCGACGAAUUUGCGCUAAUCAGUGUGAUAGCAGUGAUCUGGGCAUCGGCCAGGAAAGAUAUUACCUCACAAGUGUGCAUCGACGCGCGUCCUCAGAGAUAUAUAGCCUAUAGCCUACAAUUGUUUGUGUGAGAGUGUUUCGCAGGGCCUGGAGAUAGUGUAAUUUUGUUUGAAAAUUACAAAGGAGAAAAAAUCGACAAAAUGUCCAAGAAACCUACGGCGGGACCAGCGCUGCACAAGGUCAUCAUGGUGGGCAGUGGUGGCGUUGGCAAAUCGGCACUCACACUACAGUUCAUGUACGACGAGUUCGUGGAGGACUACGAACCGACCAAGGCAGACAGUUAUCGAAAAAAGGUGGUCCUCGACGGCGAGGAGGUACAGAUCGACAUUCUGGACACGGCCGGCCAGGAGGACUAUGCAGCCAUUCGCGACAACUAUUUCCGCAGCGGUGAAGGGUUCCUGUGCGUGUUUUCCAUCACCGAGGACGACAGCUUUCAGGCGACACAGGAGUUUCGGGAACAGAUAUUGCGCGUGAAAAACGACGAAAAUAUCCCGUUUCUGCUCGUCGGGAACAAGUGCGACCUGAACGACAAACGGAAGGUGCCGCUGGCCGAGUGCCAAGGCCGUGCGCAGCAGUGGGGAGUGCCAUACGUCGAAACGUCGGCGAAGACGCGCGAAAACGUCGAUAAGGUUUUCUUUGACUUGAUGCGCGAAAUACGCUCGCGGAAAACGGAAGACUCGAAAGCACCGAACGGACGCGCCAAAGACAAGUCGAAACGAAGGAAACUCAAGUGUACGCUGAUAUAGAAGGUGGAAGCGCAAUCCCUACUGUAGUGUGCUGAUCAACAAGUGCGCCGAAGGACCGAGAAUCAUCCUAACUCGCAAACGCAUACACACAAAAAACACAUACACUUUCACUCGGACACUCAUGAACAUAUACAUAUAGGCAUGUAGUGGACAAGAGGAACACAACCGAUGGAUGAAAAUCUCUCCAUUUUAAUUAAAUUAAUAUAUUACUUAAGUUUAAGCUGUAUCAUUACCGAGAGGAGACCGGAUCGAAGCAAGGAAACGUCAAAGUUAAGCCGAAUCGAUCAAAUUUAGAGACAGAAAGAGAGAAAGUUCACUCGUUAGCAUUAAGGAAAAGGUUAUCGCAUACACGCAAAUAUGCUAAUUAUUUGUUACAUAAAUAAUUGAUGGAAACGAGCAAAUAAACUGGAAAGAAAUGCGUAUAAAUUAAGCUUAACCGAUUGGUGUACAUUUAUUUUUGGUUUGCUUCAAGCUAUUGAUUUGUUUAAUUUGGUUUUUGUUUUUAUCCCAUAAACGCCUUUUAGUUUCCUCCAUUGUUGUUUUUCUGCGCUAAAAAUGUAUUUGCGAAUCGCUUACUAUCAUAUCGCUAAAAAUCAAAACAAAAUUGCCGCUACGCUGCUGUGGCUGCGAGAGUGUGAGUGUACCGUACACGUGUAUGUGUGUUAUUAUCCAUAGCCGUUGUCAGUCAAAGUGUGUCCGCCAUCUUUGCCAUCAGUGGAGCACGUGUUCGCCAUAUUGGAUUUUGAAUUUUAAUCAAAGUCACACACAUUUGGUUUGGUUUUAUCGUUCACCCGUUUUUCUUGUUUUUAUUUUAUUUUGGCAAUCUUGAUCAAACUUGAAAUGGUAAUCAUAAAAAAACGUUGAAACCUCACUAGAUUUUCUACGACCUGAUUCGGGACAUUUCCAAUCGCAAGAAGAAAAGCCAGGAAACGGUACAGCAACCGAAGCGGGAGAAACACCACUGUUGCCAGUUGCUAUAGAAACCGGCGUGGAGAAUCGAGGCAACUGGGAUUCAGUCCUGAAAGCAUUCUCUGUGCGCGGAUAAGUCGGAUAUUGCACCGUUGCACCUUAAUCAUCAUCAUAGCCGUAACAUACAUAUUUUUAGUUUACUCGUCGUUGUCGUGUAAGCAUUAAGGCGAAUCAAGAAACAUUGAAUUUGACGUUUAUAAUUUUACAUUGCUGUACAAAAUUUAUGGAAAAAUAUAGCUUUGCAUGCUUUAAUUUUAGUUUUCACGCAUUCGGAUCGUUUACGAAUCAGUUGAAAAAGAACAAAUCAAAUAGAUGCACAUUCAUAAACAGAGGUAUCACAACAAUUCAGCAUCAUCAACAACAAACCAAACCUUAUACUUAAGGGCAAAUGAAACGAAUAAAAUACCUGGUACAUUUUUCAAACCAUCAAGGAUAUUAUCAAAAUCAACGCUGUGUUAAAAAAAGCGUCGAUCCAGCCGAAAAGAUGGAAUAGUGUAUGGAAGGCGUUUUCUUUUGGUUCGUUUGCUAUGAAAAUGAUAUAAUGAAAAAGAAACAAUCUCUUACAAAAUAGUCACUGAAAAUCAAUAAAGACAGCAUUGAAUUGA
Aedes aegypti (yellow fever mosquito) is the source of this 2904-nucleotide messenger RNA. It is a transcript of the gene Rala, whose product is annotated as ras-related protein Ral-a. Gene Ontology annotation, biological process: Ras protein signal transduction. NCBI's taxonomy places the organism in Eukaryota, Metazoa, Arthropoda, Insecta, Diptera, Culicidae. Bases 725 to 1330 code for a protein of 201 amino acids. The record is from RefSeq and is a predicted model, not a curated record. The transcript is spliced from 5 exons. Gene Ontology annotation, cellular component: plasma membrane. Gene Ontology annotation, molecular function: GDP binding; GTPase activity; GTP binding.